Molecule: messenger RNA, 926 nt
Organism: Neltuma alba
Lineage: Eukaryota; Viridiplantae; Streptophyta; Magnoliopsida; Fabales; Fabaceae
Product: calcineurin subunit B-like
Exons: 6
Coding region: 128-655 (175 amino acids)
Molecular function (GO): calcium ion binding
Source: RefSeq, a predicted model, not a curated record
GUUCUUUAGCCUCUCUCUUUCAGCAAUUCAGCUGACUGACUCUCUUUGACUCGCAGCUUUCCCCUUUGCCCCACGAAACGUAGUUAGGAUCCUUCCUACGUUCCAUUGAUCUCUGAUCUUCACCACCAUGGGCAACACUUCCUCUAUGCUCACGCAAUACGACAUCGAGGAGGUCCAGCAACACUGUAACUACACUUUUACACAGCAGGAGAUCGUUUCCCUGUACGAGAGAUUCUGUCAGCUAGAUCGUAAUAGCUCCGGUUUUAUUACAGCUGAUGAAUUUUUGUCCCUACCCGAAUUCGCCGUCAAUCCUCUCUCUCAGAGAUUGUUGAGGCUGUUGGAUGGUUUGAACUUCAAAGAAUUUGUAGCGUUCUUAUCUGCGUUUAGUCCUCGUGCGAGUUUACAGCAUAAAAUUGAAUUUAUUUUCAAGGUAUAUGACACAGACUGCAAUGGAAAAGUGAGCUUCAAUGACAUGUUGGACGUUCUACGAGAUUUGACAGGACAGUUUAUAUCUGAACACCAGAGAGAGCAAGUUCUAGCACAAGUCCUCGAGGAAGCAGGCUAUAAAAAGGAUUCAUUGUUGGUCUUGGCUGACUUCAUGAAGAUUCUUGGCAACUCAGGUUUGAAAAUGGAAGUUGAGGUUCCUAUUGAUUAACCGUGGCAAUUGAACGUGGAUUUUUGAUGAGGGCAUUUCUUGGUCCUGGUAUUUAGUUGUUCAUCUCAGUGACAGAUACAUUUUAAUAUGCAACAAAAUAUGGAUAAUGUGGAUGCGUCGAGACUUAGCAUUACUUGUACGUCUUGUUAAUAUUACAAGCUGAUAUAUGAGCUGUUUUGCAGUUGUCAUGACAAAUUUUGACUUUUUACUAUGAGCGUUAUUUUAUGCAACGGACUUGGGUGCUUGAAAAAGGUUUUGAUCAUUUCUUUUU